Messenger RNA from Podarcis muralis (Common wall lizard), 1396 nucleotides. It is a transcript of the gene FBXO2, whose product is annotated as F-box protein 2. NCBI's taxonomy places the organism in Eukaryota, Metazoa, Chordata, Lepidosauria, Squamata, Lacertidae. The record is from RefSeq and is a predicted model, not a curated record. Gene Ontology annotation, cellular component: cytoplasm; SCF ubiquitin ligase complex. Gene Ontology annotation, biological process: ERAD pathway; glycoprotein catabolic process; SCF-dependent proteasomal ubiquitin-dependent protein catabolic process. Gene Ontology annotation, molecular function: protein binding; ubiquitin protein ligase activity.
CCGCUCCAGAGGCGGAGUCUGACGCCCCAGAAAAAAUCUCUCCUCCUCUUCUCUAACCUUGCUGACGAGGCUGGGACAUCAGAGACUUGCUGUGUCACGGAAAGGAAAGGGACCACUGCGAUGCUGCGCUAGCAGACAGAAAGCACCAGCUCCUCUCUCUUUCCCACCCCCCUCCUGCAAAAUCCACCUUUUCGCCCGCCUGCAGACUCCUUACCUCCCCAGCCUUGAAAAUCCGGACGUCUUGAAGCAAGCUCUCUCCUCCAGGAUGGAGACCCUCCCAGAGCCUCUUCUGGUCCGGAUCUUCGCAUCCCUCCCUGCGGUGGAACUGGUCUUAGUGUGUCGCCUCGUCUGCUCCCAGUGGAAAAACCUGAUUGACGGAGCUGCCCUCUGGUUGUUGAAAUGCCAGCAGGAGGGUUUCGCCGGGGAAGAUGCAGAAGAGGAAAGCGCCGACAGCUGGCAGACGCUCUAUUUCCUGAAUAAGAGGAAGCGGAAUUUAAUCAAGAACCCGGACGGCGAAGAGGGUCUUGAACAUUGGCAGGAUGUGGAAAAUGGAGGUGAUGGCUGGGCAAUUGAGGACCUGCCUGGAAAUUUUGGGCAAGAAUUCCCCAGCGAGGAUGUCCAUAAAUACUUUGUCUCGUCUUUUGAGUGGUGCUGUAAGUCGCAAGUCAUUGAUCUUCGCGCCGAAGGAUACUGGGAGGAGCUUAUGGACACCACCCAGCCUAAAAUUGUGGUGAAAGACUGGUAUGCGGCCCGGUGUGACGCUGGCUGCCUCUACAACUUGAAAGUGCAGCUCCUGUCUUCAACCGAGGAGGUGCUGGCUGAGUUUGUGAGCGACACCAUUGCCGUCCCGCAAGGCAACGAGGGCGAAUGGACCGAGAUCACCCACACCUUUGCCGACUACGGUCCCGGGGUCUGCUUUGUUCGCUUCGAACACGGCGGUCAGGACACCGUCUACUGGAAGGGCUGGUACGGCGCAAGGGUGACGCACAGCAGCGUGACUGUGGAGCCGUAGUGGCGGAAUCGGAGAGCCCUGGAGCUGCUUAGGAGCCUGCGCAUCAUGCCAUCCCUCAGCGAGGCCAGAGUGAACUUUGCAUGGUUGUCCUCAGGGCUGGAUGAAACCUGGCACUCAAUGCCCAACAGGAUUUAUGCACUUGCUGCGAUCUAUUUCUCUGGAAUUUCCCUAAGCAAGAGAGAAAAUAGAGUGCUUUCUUAUGUUAAAAGUGUUUCCCUGGGUCUUCCAGCAAUGUAGAAUAAUAUGAUGCUGGCUUGUGUGUUAAAAAAAUAUAGGAUAGCAGUAACCACAUCACCGAGGAUGUAAAAUGUUUUAAAAUACUGAGAGUUAAUUAGACAUCACCCCAGAACUGGCCCUACUAAACAUAUUCUAAGACAACAAUGC